AUGGCUCUUUCGGCGCGCCUCCCGUCGACCCCCCUCGCCUCUCGAGCCACGUCCCGCCACCAUAGCGCGGCCGAACUUCUGUCGGCCGCCGCUGCGCUCCGCGCGGCGCACCCGUUCCUCGCCUCCGCCGCUUCGCCGUGCGCCCUCACCCUCACCGCGUCACCCACGCCGUCAGCCACGACGGACUCCGACGUUGCGCCGUUCUGCCCGCUCUUCUCGUCGCGACGCACCGCCACAUUCGUGCAGCGGGCAGGCUCACGAGGCGGGAUGCACGUGGCGCGCGCCAUGGCAGAGGCGGACGCCACAGCUGCCGCCGGGAACGGCGGAGCUGCCGGGGCGGCACCCGUGGCGAGCGACGGUGACACGGGAGCAGGGCAGCGAGUGGCGCGGGUGGCGAGGAGGACCAAGGAGACGGACGUGGAGGUGACGAUCGCCAUCGACGGCGAGGGGCGGUGCUGCUCCGCCACGGGCAUCCCCUUCCUCGACCACAUGAUGGACCAGCUGGCGUCACACGGGUUGCUGGACGUGAGUGUGAGGGCGGAGGGCGAUGUGCACAUCGACGACCACCACACCAACGAGGACAUCGGGCUCGCCCUCGGCUCCGCGUUGGCAGCAGCGCUGGGGGACAGGAAGGGCGUACGGCGCUUUGGGGACUUCUGUGCGCCGCUGGACGAGGCGCUCAUCCACGUGGUGCUGGACCUGUCGGGGCGGCCACACCUGUCGUUUGACGUCACCAUGCCCACAGAGAGAGUCGGCACCUACGACACCCAGCUGGUGGAGCAUUUCUUCCAGUCGCUCGUCAACACCAGCGGCAUGACUCUGCACAUCCGCCAGCUAGCGGGCAGCAACACGCACCACAUCAUAGAGGCCACCUUCAAGGCCUUUGCCAGAGCGCUGCGACAGGCCACGGAGAUUGACCCCCGCCGUGCUCACACCGUGCCCAGUUCCAAGGGAGUGCUCUCUCGCACCUGCCGCGCCUCCUUCAACGGCUUCGGCCGGCGAUCGUCGCGCGCGCGGGAUGACCGCAGUCACGCGCAAGCGCGCGCAGAGGGGGGCAUGUGGCAGGGGGAGGAGGGGGAGGAGGGGGAGGAGAGGGGCAGGCGGGAUGCGGGUAGAUCAGCGUCGGGGGGAGCGGGUCCCGCGUGGAUGGGGAUGGGCGCGGGAGAAGGGGGCGCGCGGGCGUGCGUGGGAGACGCGCAACGGCUGCUGAUUGGCGGCGCCGUGCUGGCGGCGGUGACGUGGCUCAAGUUCGCGACGGAGGGCCAUCUGGGGUGGCUGGGCGACGGCGCGCUCGAGGGCGUCGCGCAGCUCUGGUUCGUGUUCUACCUGUUGGACGUGGCGCUCACCACGGCCACGUGGAUCGUCGGCAAGCUCACCUCCUCGCUCGCCGUCGCCAAUUGCCCGUGGUGCGACCACCAGUUCACCUUCGACAGUGUGCCCCUCCUGCCUGCGCUCCAUGAAGUGUCAGUUCCCCUAUCCCACUCUCUCCACUUCCCUGCUUCUCAUGCGAUUUCGUCCGCUCACUGA
This is a messenger RNA of Closterium sp. Naga37s-1, 1527 nucleotides long. The record is from the annotation of a GenBank genome assembly. Lineage: Eukaryota; Viridiplantae; Streptophyta; Zygnematophyceae; Desmidiales; Closteriaceae.